AUGGGGCCCCAGCAUGGCACAGGGCCAGACCCAUCCCCUCUUUGUCACUGGCCACCUACUGCGGGGGGAGGGGCUGGAGGAACCGGGGCACCUGCGUUUGGCCUGCAGGGAAUCUGGGUCCCGCUGGCUGUGGGUGACCGCAGAGGGCCACGCGGGCAGGGUGCAUCCGUGGGCCCCCCAGGCCAACCUCGUCAGGGUGCGAGGGGGAAGGGCCAGGAAGCCUUAGCCUGGACCAGGUAUGGUGGGAACAGUCCACACGGGAGGGGCCAGAACCGUCUAGAAGGCCCUGGCGUACAGGUCUGCUGCAGCAGAGCCAGGAGAGCACGGGGGUGCCCACAUCCAGGGCAGAGGCACCACGUGGUGCUGCAGCGGUCGGGGUCAGGCCUGAUUGGUGGCACUGAGGACCCUGCAGGCUUGGCCUGACCUCCGGGAGCUGGGCGUCCUCCACAUGGUCACAGCAAAGGCAGGGACCAGAGGGGGCCAGAGGUGGGGGGGCUGCACCCACCCUCUCCUUGCUGCUCCCCUCCCCCUUACCACCCCUUCCAGCGAUGUCCACGCAGAUGGGAGGGUUGUGAGAGGCGUCCACACCUGGACUGCAGUGGCUGCCCAGCUUCCUGCUAG
This is a messenger RNA of Pongo pygmaeus (Bornean orangutan), 621 nucleotides long. Its product is annotated as collagen alpha-1(II) chain. Lineage: Eukaryota; Metazoa; Chordata; Mammalia; Primates; Hominidae. The record is from RefSeq and is a predicted model, not a curated record.